UUAUCGAUUCCAUGUAAACUCUCUCAAAUAUAUAAACAACAUUAUGGGUGAGAAAGAUUAUGAAGCAACUUACAAAAUUCUUAUCCUGGGAGACAGCGGUGUUGGUAAAACCUGCCUGAUCUUUAGAUUCAUUGAGGAUGUAUUUUCUGAUUCCUAUAUCUCAACAAUCGGUAUCGACUGUAGAAGCCGAGUUGUUGAUUUAGAUGGUACAAGAAUACGACUUCAAAUAUGGGACACAGCUGGUCAGGAGAGAUUCAGAACACUUACUAGUGCAUAUUACAGGGGAGCAAUGGGAAUUAUUUUAGUUUAUGAUAUAACUACUGAGGACUCAUUUAAACACAUAUCACAGUGGUUACAGAACAUUCAAGAUAAUGCUUCACCAGAUGUCUGCAAAGUUCUAGUGGGUAACAAACUGGAUGCUGAAGAUGAAAGAGUCAUAGAGACCAGCAGGGGAAAAUCAGAGACUGAAGGCCAUGAACUAGAAUUUUUUGAAACCAGCGCACGGACAGGGCAAGGUGUUACAGAGGCGUUUAUGGCUGUAGCAAGACAGAUUAAAGUAUCAAGAGAAAGACGGAAUGCCAUGCCCACCACCCAAGAUGGAUUUAACCCUGGGAUUGGAUCAGAAGAACCUGAAAAUUCUCAGCCCGGCGCUUGCUGCAGUUCAUGAAUUGAAAAACUUGUUAUUAAGGCUAUUGAAUGGACGCCGAGAUAUGUUUAAAUUACUCUGUGGAAUUGAAUGUUGUGGUUAAACUUGCUAAAUUAUCGUCUAUAGUCACUGGUUUAUCGCUUCUGGUGAAGAGCUAUGUAUUGCAAGUAAUGAUGGGUCUCGUUUACUGACUGAAGAUUUUGCAUGAGAAUUAUAGAGUUUUAACCCAAUUUUCUUCACUGAUUAUCUUAAAACCGCAACCAAAGGAAUGCUAUGUGCUCCCCUGAACAAACGGAUUUAUCAAUAACCAAGAAGAAUUCAGUUUAGAUGUAAAUAAACCGUCUCGAGGCGGGGAUAAUGCGACUCACAAAGUAACGUGGUAGACCCACCACAACUUUCGUAUGAAACAAAACCAAAGAGAUCCCGUAUCACUUGAAAAUUUCAAUUGAUAACGUUAUUAAAGGCGUAUUAUAGGGAUAGUUUCGCAAGGCUUGGUAGAAUGGAACUUUGUCGUUUUGUCUGCGUCCUGGACGAUUUUGACGUCAACAAAUUACAUUUUCAACAAUAAUGAUGAAAAUUGAAGUCAAUCUUCUUACCCUUUAAGAUUCGACUCUAGGGGUUCAUCUGUUUCUAUAGUCCGUUAGCUUCAAGUUUCGAGACAUAAAAAUCCUUAUUAGUCAAUAAUGUGGAAUCUAGCCUUAUGAUCGUGGUCGACAUUUUGGAUCACACAAGAUGUCAAUUAUACAUAAUGUAAAGCUUAAGUCUUGCCAACACAUAAGAUAUUUGUAGGGUUUGUAAAUUUUAUAACCUGCUGUCAAAUGACUGUUAAAAAACCAAAACCAAUGUAAACACAAAAGCAAAUAUAAUCAUAACAAAGGUUUGCGUCAUCAUUAGCCAAUAAGGAUCCAAAGUGAAACAGCAAACUACUAAAAGCGCGGGAAAACACAGGCGACCAAGUAACGAUUGGUUUUGUUGUGUCUGAUUAGUUUUAAGGCAUAGCGCGAGUUUUCGAGACCAAUCACAGACGUAAAGAAGUAAAGGAAAACCAAACAAAUCCCGGAUUCCUUUCGACACUCAACUGAUUACUCUAAUAAUACAACCAGACAUGUCAUGACUCCCAAUUUCAAUUUCAGACUCACUGAAGAGCAUUUUCGAAAGCUUGUCUCUCAAUAGAUGAAUUUACAGUUUAGACGCAAGUGACAUAAUGGUACACAUCCCUAAUAGCUGUACUUAGUAAAGCAAGGCUCUGUAAUUUGUAUAGUUUUGUUCCCACAUAUGUAUGCAUUUAAGAAUUAAACAUCCUUGAACACCUGUA
Molecule: messenger RNA, 1961 nt
Organism: Pocillopora verrucosa
Lineage: Eukaryota; Metazoa; Cnidaria; Anthozoa; Scleractinia; Pocilloporidae
Product: ras-related protein Rab-13
Molecular function (GO): GTPase activity; GTP binding
Source: RefSeq, a predicted model, not a curated record